Mesorhabditis spiculigera is the source of this 1407-nucleotide messenger RNA. The record is from the annotation of a GenBank genome assembly. Lineage: Eukaryota; Metazoa; Nematoda; Chromadorea; Rhabditida; Rhabditidae.
AUGCGGCUCUUCUUAUGCCUGGCGUGCUUGGGCCUGGCACAGGCCGACUUGUUCACCGCCAUAGCCGACUUGCAGACGAUGCUGGGCGCCGAGAAAAACAUCGUGCCCGUCGUCAAGGAGUACAUCGCCGCCGAGCAGGAACGCUUGGAUCAUCUUAAAAAAUUCGCCGAAGAAUACGUCACCCGAAAUUCGGAGGCCCAAGAAACCGGGCCGGAAUUCGUGACCAAUCCCAUCAACGCCUUCCUCCUCAUCAAGAGGCUGACCUCUGAGUGGAGACAGGUCGAGGACACGAUGCGCAACAACAACGCCGACCGCUUCAUCAAGAAUAUCACGGCGAGGAGGGAGGGCAAUGAGGUGAAAUUCCCGGGAGAGGAAGAUCUGUCUGGGGCGGCGAUUGCGCUCUUGAGGCUCCAGGACGUGUACAAGCUCGAGACGCACGACCUGGCCAACGGGUACAUUCGCGGCGAGAAGGUCGGCCAUCGGCUGAAUGCGCACGACAUUUUCGAGGUCGGUCGCGCCGCCUACAACGCCAAAGAUUACUACCACUGCCUGAUGUGGAUGCAGGAGGCGCUGAACAGGCUAGAAAACGAGCAUCCGCCUUCAAUCGCCGAGGCCGAGAUCCUGGAAUACUUGGCGUAUUCGCUGUACCAACAAGGCAACGUCAGACGGGCUCUUUCGAUGACGAAGCGGCUAUUCGCCAUCGCUCCCCAUCAUCCUCGGGCCAGAGGAAACAUCAAAUGGUAUGAGGAUAAGCUGGAUGGCAAGGAAAAAGAAGGAGAAUUGCCUGCCGUUGUCAACAAACGCGUUGAAUGGGACGGAAUUCCGGAACGCGACGCCUACGAAGCCCUGUGCCGAGGCGAAGAAACCCCCCUCACCCCCACACAGAUACGGAAACUAUACUGCUACUUGAAGAUGGACCGCCCGUUCCUCCGGAAGCUCGCCAAGCCGAAGCUUAAACGCGCGACCGUCCAAAACGCCAUCACCGGUGAGCUCGAGCAUGCGUCGUACCGCAUCUCCAAAAGCGCCUGGCUCAAGGAGCACGAGCACGAGGUGGUCGCCCGCGUCAACCGAAGAAUCGGCGACAUGACCAACUUGAACCAGGACACAUCGGAAGACCUGCAGAUCGCCAACUACGGCCUGGGCGGACACUACGAUCCUCAUUACGACUUCGCUAGGAAAGAGGAGAAGAACGCCUUCAAGUCGCUCGGCACGGGCAACCGCAUCGCCACGGUGUUAUUCUACAUGUCGCAACCCGAACUCGGCGGCGCCACCGUCUUCAACAAGUUGGGCAACGCCCUCUUCCCCAGCGUCCACGAUGCGCUUUUCUGGUACAACCUGAAGCGCAACGGUGACGGCGAUCUACGCACCCGACACGCCGCCUGCCCCGUGCUGCUCGGCGUCAAAUGG